Messenger RNA from Ostrea edulis (European flat oyster), 1876 nucleotides. RefSeq lists its product as uncharacterized. Bases 213 to 1439 code for a protein of 408 amino acids. The record is from RefSeq and is a predicted model, not a curated record. NCBI's taxonomy places the organism in Eukaryota, Metazoa, Mollusca, Bivalvia, Ostreida, Ostreidae. The transcript has 2 exons.
AGCCGACAAUAUAUAAUAGUAAUUUUUAAAGGAUCGAGAUAAGAGCUCGUGAAAUGCUGUUAAAAGUUUGUAGAUAUAUCAUGCACAGCAAAGUAACAGGAGUAUUUUCUUCUUCGAUUUGUCGAUAGAUAUAUACCAUAAGUUUUCAAGAUAUCUACCAAUAAGUUUCCCGUGCUAUCUACAGAUUGUCAAGUGGAGAAGCGAUUUCAGAAAUGAAUGACAAUAAAACAGGCAAACGAAAGGCAGAAGGACGAUCACUGACUUUCUCUCCAAGACGUGAAAACAAACCUCAAAUGAGAUCUAAGCUUCCAGAGAGGGAUCAAUACAUAAAAUCAAAGCUGACAGACAAUGACCAUGUGAACCAUACUGCUACUUCACAUGGACAGUUAGAGAAAUUUGAUAGGCAAAGUACAAGUUUCUCCAUGGUCAGACGGCGACCCAACAAAAAACAGAUCCAAACGUCCCCAAGUCAAAAAUUGAAUCAGUUACUGCUCGGAAAGUUAAGCAUGACUGAAAAUAAGAUCAAGGAUACAGAACUGGGUUUGAAAAAGCUAGAAGAUUUACUUAGUGAAACUGAACAGAAGUUAGGCUGUGCAACAGGUGAAAAGCUCAGUUUUGUAGAAAAUUUCAGAAAACUCCUACAUAGCUACGAUGACAACAAAUCAAAGAUGGGGGAACUACUUAGCAAAAAUGCAGACCUUUCAGAAACAAUUACGGACCUAAAUAAGCGAAUAGUAGAAAAUUCUGACUUCUAUCAGAAAGAACAAGUUCGAUUUAAAAAUCAAAUUGAUACAAAAGAAAUUGAGAAUCAAAGACUGCGCGAAAACAUUGAGAAGCUUACGACCGAGAAGAAAGACAUGUUCAAGAGAGUAAAUGAACUUCAAGUACAUUUGGAUCAUAGAGCUAAACUUCCCAAAGCCAUCUGCCAGGAAUGCAGAAUGGAAAUACAGAAUCAUAUUUUGGGUACAAACUCAGCAAGUCAUCGUGAAUAUGAAGAAAAAUCCAAUCAUCAUAAAAAAUCAUCUCAUCUGAAAUCUCUCAACAGAUGUCGAUCCGCAGAAUCUUCUGGCAAACACCACGGACAAAGAAAACCUAUCAAGAGUGACAGUGAAAUUCACAACACAUCACAACAUCCAGUAAGCUCUCCCACACCUCUUCCUUCCAGAAUGGGUUUAGUAAGCUCUGCUCGCGGCAACUCAAAUAUCUCCACAUCCAGCAUAUUAUCUGGCAAAAGUUCCAAAAUGGGUCAGUCAAGAAUGAAUAACUCUGAAAAAUCUACUCAUCGAAUUACAGAGUAUGAAAACCCGAGAAGCAAUACCAACAUUUCCUCAUCCAGCUCAUUUCUUAGUUUCGCUAAUGAGUCUGAGGACAUCUUGCCUGGAGAAUGGUCCAGAGAGAGUACUUUAAUGUCAUUUGCGAAUAGUACAUACUCCAGAUAAUGCCCAAACUAACAUUGAUUUGAUAUGGAAAUGUUUUCUUCAAAAUAAAAUCUUUAGAUUUACCAACCCUGGAGAGACUAUGUGUCGGACUUUAAAUGAAUUUAUUUUGAUCAUGAAUUAUUCAGUAACUACAGAUCUGUUUAUUUCACCAAUUAAGGGCCUUUAGGGGAGGGGCUUGUACAUUUUUAAAACAAUAUAUUAGUAAUCAUUACAGUUAUAACAAUAUAGAUAAAUGACAAUCAUUCAGAUGGAUACUACAUUCAUCAGUAACAGAGUACUAUGACAACUCUCCUAUCAGAUGGAUACUACAUUCAUCAGUAACAGAGUACUAUGACAACUCUCCUAUAUGAUGCAUUUAAUUCAGAUAGCAUGUAUUAUUUUCCAUUGCCUAUUCUAUGUGAAUGUAUGUCAAAUAAAUCAAGGUUUAUUAAAAAAAA